Messenger RNA from Schistosoma turkestanicum, 168 nucleotides. The record is from the annotation of a GenBank genome assembly. NCBI's taxonomy places the organism in Eukaryota, Metazoa, Platyhelminthes, Trematoda, Strigeidida, Schistosomatidae.
ACACUACUACUACUACUACUACUACUACUACUACUACUACUACUACUACUACUACUACUACUACUACUACUACUACUACCACUACUCCUACUACUACUACUACUACUACUACUACUACUACUACUACUACUACUACUACUACUACUAUCAUUAUUACGAAGAAAGUAA